Messenger RNA from Nicotiana attenuata, 786 nucleotides. RefSeq lists its product as uncharacterized. NCBI's taxonomy places the organism in Eukaryota, Viridiplantae, Streptophyta, Magnoliopsida, Solanales, Solanaceae. Gene Ontology annotation, molecular function: zinc ion binding. The transcript is spliced from 3 exons. Bases 1 to 786 code for a protein of 261 amino acids. The record is from RefSeq and is a predicted model, not a curated record.
AUGUCAAAGAUUGAGGAGAUUGACCCGCGUGUUAAAGCAUACUUAUACGAUAUUGGAUAUCGUAGAUGGUCUCCAGUACAUGCUACGGUGAACAGAACUUGGACUAUGACAUCAAACAUUGCAGAGUCGUUGAAUGCUGUAACAAAAUAUGCAAGAGAGCUGCCGAUAGUAGAACUAUUAGAGUAUAUGAGGACCCUUCUUGAACGUUGGACGAAAGAAAAAUUAUUGAAAGCGAAGGGUACAUUCACAUACAUUGGAUACAAAUUCAACAAAGAGUUGGAUGACAACAGAACGUUGUCGCACAAGCUUAGAGUGAGGGUUUCAACAGACUACAUACAUACAGUAAUAGAUGGUGUGAGGCGCUAUAUUGUUUGUCUUGAAAACAAGAAAUAUAGUUGUGGGCAAUUCCAGCUUGAUGAACUACCUUGUCCACAUGCUUUGGCUGCUUUAAGACAAAGGGGUGAGUCCUUUGAAGAAUAUUGUUCUCCUUAUUACACAAGGGCGAACCUCUUGCGUACGUAUGAAAUACCAGUAAAUCCCCUUCCUGAUGAAAGCAAAUGGAAUCUGCCGCAACAUAUAUCUGAUGAAGUAGUAAAUCCACUUACGGGAGAGAAAAGGCAGCCAGGAAGACCUCAAAAGGAAAGAUACAAAACAUAUGAUGAACUAAAGUCAAAGAAGUACAAGGUGUCAUGUGGCAACUGUGGAGGUGCACCCUUCCUCCUUGCUAGUCUGCCUGUAACCUCACUUUCACUGAUUGAUCCAUCUUCCUGCUUCUUUGUAGCAUAG